Molecule: messenger RNA, 1459 nt
Organism: Saprolegnia diclina VS20
Lineage: Eukaryota; Oomycota; Saprolegniomycetes; Saprolegniales; Saprolegniaceae
Exons: 11
Coding region: 1-1113 (370 amino acids)
Source: RefSeq, a predicted model, not a curated record
AUGAAGGCGCACGUCCUCGGCGGGAGCCCCAACCUCGUGGUCGAGCGCCGGCGCCGCGAGAAGGCCGAAGAGCACGCGAAGAAGGCGAAAACCGACCUCGUGACGCUCACGGCGUCGAUUGUGCCGCAAGUCGAUGCGCUGCGCGCGGCUGUGCAGGCCCUCGAGCGCGACAGCCAAGAGCAGUUGGAGCUCGAAGCAGCGUCCCAAGAGACGUUUUUAUCUUUGCAGCAGCAGUUGGAAGCCCUGCGCACCCACCAGCACGCUGCCCACGUCGCGCUGCACGACCAAAUUGACAAGAAGAUGGAUCGUCUGCACUACAGCGUGGCUCAAGAGCAGCAGAAAUACCGGCGGCAUUUGCAAGAGGUCAAGACCGAAGUCGCAGCGAUGAAGGAGCACAUGGCCGUCAUGCGGGGCGAAAUGGACUCGUUCUGGAGCGCUGCCAAUGGCCGACUGGGCCAAACCCACGGGCUUCUCGAGAAGAUGCGCGAGCAAGCGCAGAAGGAGUCGGACGCAACAUUGACAUCGUUUCACACGUUUGAAGCCAAGUUGACGGCGUUGGAUGAAAAGCUCUUUGGGCUCGAGAAGGCGCAACUGCAGCUCCAUUUAGCGCGCCCGUCCGGCCGCGAAACCAUGCUGCAUGCAACGACGGAAAAGCACCGAUGUGACGAGCUGCACAUGGACGUGGAAGCGAUAAAGGCCGACAUGAGUGCCUACCGGAGCGCGGACCGGUUGCAGUUUGAUGCGCUCACGAAUCGCCUGCGGGAGCUCGCGCGCGGCGCGGCGGCCAAGCACGAGCACGUGGUGUUGGAACUCGAGGAGCUGACGCAAAAGCUCCACCACAUGGCGACAAAGUUACCCAUGGACCUUUCGCAGCGCUUCGAUGUUGCGCAACAGGCGUGGGCCAGUGAGAUUGCCGUGCUCAAAGCCCAGAAAACGUGCGCCCCGUCGCCGCCGCCAACGUGGGAAGGGACCGCGCCCGACGAGACGCCGAUUGUUGAAGUGCGGGCACAUCUCUCGGCGGUCGAGACACGCAUCGGUCAAGUCGCUGCGUCCUUGCAUGCGUUCCAAGUCCACAUUGGCACACAGGUAGACGCUACAUUGGCCAUCAAGUAAUAUCGCGCAAGGCCUUUUCUUGCAGGUGCUGCAAUUGCAGCGCAAUGUCGCCGACGUGACGACGCAGGGCGCAUCAGACCAGCGCGCGUGGGCGCAGCAGCUUCUGGCUCUCCACGCCCUUCUUCAUGAGUUGCGCGUGAACGUUGGCCGCGCGACCAUACUACCGACAGGCGUAAAUUGAAGACUCCUCACCUUGCACUUGGGUUGUUAUACUGGCUUCGUUUCGGACGAGCUUUGAUGGCGGCGCUGUCGUAUAAUUAGCGCAACGCCAUCAUGAUGGUUCAAAAUACAUUGGGAGCGACUAACUAAACGUGGGCAACCGCCCCGUCGCUUCGGGUCCUACCGG